Molecule: messenger RNA, 1812 nt
Organism: Puntigrus tetrazona (Sumatra barb)
Lineage: Eukaryota; Metazoa; Chordata; Actinopteri; Cypriniformes; Cyprinidae
Product: isotocin receptor-like
Exons: 3
Coding region: 238-1452 (404 amino acids)
Biological process (GO): G protein-coupled receptor signaling pathway; positive regulation of vasoconstriction; regulation of systemic arterial blood pressure by vasopressin
Cellular component (GO): membrane
Molecular function (GO): oxytocin receptor activity; peptide binding; vasopressin receptor activity
Source: RefSeq, a predicted model, not a curated record
AUUUGAGCAGGCAGAGCUGCUGUAUCCGAGCACUCUAUACAUCAAUGAUGCAUUUAUUUCAAACCCAUGAUAUACAGAAUGGAUCUCUCUCGAAAUACAUUUAGGUGAACAUCAACUUAUGGUGUUAAACGCACAUCUCAAAGGCAUCUUUCCACACAUGUGCAGCGAUAUAUAGCGCGUGAGUGCCGCCACAGCAGCGCGCUCGGACGCGCUUCUCUCUUUUUUUUUUGACGCACAAUGGAGAGCCUGCUGAAAGAAACGGUUUACUGGACCUUCAACGACUCCUGGACAAAUUCAAGCAAGGCACACGGAAGCAGGGGAUUGAACCAAACCGUAAAUCCCCUGAAGCGCAACGAAGAAGUGGCGAAAGUCGAAGUAACCGUCCUGGUGUUGAUUCUGCUGCUGGCGCUCGCCGGAAACCUGUGCGUCCUCGUGGCUAUCCAGACGAGUAAACACGGUCAGUCGCGGAUGUACUAUUUCAUGAAACACUUGAGCAUAGCUGACCUGGUGGUGGCGGUUUUUCAAGUUCUCCCCCAACUUAUCUGGGACAUCACCUUUCGCUUUUACGGACCAGACUUUUUGUGCCGCUUGGUGAAGUACCUACAGGUGGUCGGCAUGUUUGCGUCCACUUACAUGCUCGUGCUGAUGUCUAUAGACAGAUGUUUGGCUAUAUGGCAGCCUCUGCGAUCCCUGCGCCGUCGAAAGGACCGUUUUUUCGUGCUGGCCUCUUGGAUUAUAAGCCUUCUCUUCAGUUUGCCGCAGGUGUACAUCUUCUCCCUCAGAGAGGUGGGCGACGGUGUCUUCGACUGCUGGGGGGAUUUUGUUCAGCCCUGGGGCGCGAAGGCUUACGUGACGUGGAUUAGUCUCACGAUCUACAUCAUCCCCGUAGCCAUUUUAAGCGUUUGUUAUGGACUUAUCAGUUACAAGAUAUGGCAAAACUUUAAGCUGAAGACCCGGCGAGACCAGUGUCUGUCCUUGACCCCGAGGCCAGCCAAGGGCACCGCGCUCUCCCGCGUCAGCAGCGUCAAGCUGAUCUCCAAAGCUAAGAUCAGGACGGUGAAAAUGACUUUCGUGAUCGUCCUGGCUUAUAUCAUAUGCUGGACGCCUUUUUUCUUCGUCCAGAUGUGGUCCGCCUGGGAUCCAAUGGCUCCAAGAGAAGAUUCGGAGAACACGGCCGUCACUCUCUCCGCGCUGCUGGCCAGCCUGAACAGCUGCUGCAACCCGUGGAUCUACAUGGUCUUCAGCGGGCACCUCCUGCAGGACUUCGCUCACUGCUUCCCCUGCUGCCACAAGAUCCAGCAGAGCUUCAGGAAGGAGGACUCGGACAGCAGCCUCCGGAGGACCACGCUGCUCACCAAGAUGGCCAACCGCAGCCCCACGUGCAGCUCGGGCACCUGGAAAGACUUCGAGCACUCGCCCAAAAGCAGCAGGUCGGCCCCGGCCGAGACGUGACUCCACCGAGACUCCAGACUGAGACGUGAAACACGCUCAGGAGAUGCGACGGAGCUACUCGAGAGUAAACACGGACUCGGAGGAGUCUGGAGCUGCGAAAACCAAUCGAUCGUUGGGGGAUGAUUGUCCGUAUCUGAGCACCGUUUGAGAUCUUUGAUGGAGGCUUUGGCGCUCCUCGCUGCCGUUGGGUUCAAUCUCCAUUUGUUGAGUCUCACUGCUGUCGGAGAGGAGGUCUUCUUGCUGAAAACUGAUUUUUUUUUUUAAAAAAGAAAAAAAGCUAUAAGGACAUUUACAGUACCGGUCAUGCAUUUGGAAUAAUGCGUAAUAUUGAGGAAAAAAUCGAAAUGCUCGACAAAGCUG